UUGCUCCUCAGUCAGGUCGAUUUUUGGACCUGCCUUCUUCCUUUGGCUAGCCGAAGAAGCUGGUUUGCGGUAAUUAGAAGCCUGAAAAACGCAUUAAGAUUUGGUUGGCACUUCAUACAAGAUACUCAGUCAGCAGGCGCCUCAAGAAAUGCCAGGAAGUACAAUUAUAAACCAUCGACAACAUGUUGGACUGCAGAAACUCUCAGCGCUGGCAGGAAUCACACAUUCCUCUUUGGGCCCCAAUAAAAAGUACAAGUUUAUUCAAGACGACACGAGUGGGGAUUCAACUCUCGUGGGGUCCUGUUUUCGCAUCUUUGAGAGCCUGGAGCUGACCUGCGCGGUAGGUCAGCUGGUUCACGAGACUAUUCAAUCCCACCAGAAGGUCUAUCAUACAGGGUCGGGAUGCAUGCUGUUUCUUGCUGGAGCUUGGAGCCACGCUGCUCUGGAGUGCCUUCAGAGAGGAAUUUCAGUAGCACAGAUCAUCCUGGCUAUGUCUAAGGGGAUGGAUAUAUGCUUGGAUGUUUGCAAGAAAAGCAGCGUCUCAACAAUGGGUCUUGGUGUGGAGCAAUCUGAGAGAUGCACUGCAACAUCUCCUCGUUUAGGACUUCAAAUGUCUAAGAAACCCAUUGGGGAGGCUUCCCAGACAUCGUGCCACCUGCAAGCGACAAAAACAAAUGGUCACAAGACUCUAAACGGCAGUGUACAAAGGAAAAUAAAGCUCAGCAGACAUUCUUAUGAGGCAAAGUCUGAAAAUGUCUCCACAAUACGGCAUUCUCAUCAGCCUAAGCAUCCUGACAUUGCACACAUUGCUGAGGGAUUGAGUCAUGGUUGUGUCGAUACAAUGAAUUUAGUAGUUGAAGCCAGCCGAAUACAGACAAAGAAUAAACAGCAUGAUGUUAGCUGUUCCACAUUCGAUGUCAAUAAAGUGACAUCUUGUGUGCUACCUGGUUUGUCAGAGGAGCAUUCCUGUGUUAUACCAGGCUGCAUUGUUCCUUUAUCUGCUGAACAGGCUUCAGUUGCACAUCACUUAAAAGAACAGCGCUUGAAGGUUGCUUUAAUUAAUGGAGAUUUAUCAGAUAGCUAUCGCCAUCUUGGCUUUAAACGGCCAACAGGGGUACAGCGUGUGAACUCCCUGUCAGAUUUGUCAAGUUCAAGCAAAGAAGACGAGUGGAUGGAAAAGGUUGUGACACUUCUGUUGAAGCUGGAAGUGAAUCUGAUACUAAUCAAUGGGCUUGCUAGUGAGAAACUGAUCCUGCGCUGUUGUAGAUAUCGCAUACUUGUGGUGGAAAAAGUGAUGGCUUCAGUCCUGAAGGCAUUCGCUACUGGAACAGGAGCUGUUCCAGUGACAUAUGUCACACAGUUGAGUAAGCACUGUGUUGGAACUGAGGCGACGGUUGCGAUGUGGGGGAACCUCAGCAGCCAUGAGAGGAGGCCCUCAACAACUGUGAAUAUUUCCACUGGUGGGAACAGCGACCUGGUCACUGUGAUCCUCACAAGUUGUGUACAUGGCAAAUUGCAGGCACUGGAGGACCAGUUCUGGGCAUGUGCUUAUCGUUUACACCACGCGCUGAGAGAUAAAGCCAUCCUGCCUGGUGCUGGACUAACAGAAAUGCUUUGUAUUCAUCACCUUCAAGAGCAAGCAGAGCGCGAUCUCAGGCAUUACAGAGAAAGGAAUGGGGACUCUGCCCAGCAAACCAAAGCAGGAACCACAGCUAAUCCUUGUAGCAGUGUAGUGUUGCACCUCAUGGCAGAUGGUUUAAUAGAUUACAUAUCCACUGUACUGCUUAACACAGGAAGAAUUUCAAAAGUUGGAGCCAGGACUGCUGUGAGCCAACAACUGCGGGACUAUAAGGAAGGUGUAGGCUUUGCUGCAAAAUUCUCACAGCUUUUCUUGGAAGGUGAACAAGAUGGAAGUGCCAUUUCUAUCAGCAUGGAGUCCAGUGAAGCACCAGCAGUAAAGAUCUAUGACAAUCUGAGUGUAAAGCAAGAAGCAUGGAGAAAAGCAUUAGAUCUGGUUUUUCUGGUGCUACAGACUGACGCUGAGAUCAUCACAGGCAUUGACCAAAAAACUGAUGGCGCACAGGGAAAUCUGAUGCUGUUAUGACUCAUGCAGCAUCUUUGGGAACUUUCUGAAUAUACAGAGGGCAACAACUUAUUUAAAAUAUAAAGCUACAUUUUCUUUUACUGGUAUAAAGUGUAUGUAUAUUCUUUUUCUUGUCAUUAAUAAAUAGUCGAAGGACAGUAUUAAUAAAAUUAAUGUCAGUGAAGCAAUGCUAUAUUCUACCACCUGGGGGAGACAAAUAAUUAUAUGACAUUGUUGUCCAACUCUUUCAGUCAAGCUGAUGCACCAAAUAUGGCCCAAAUUCUGACGUUGCCAGUACAUCUGGGGCAAAGGCAAGACUCACAAAUGUUCCUGUUUUGAACAUGAUAAAUGAGAUAAAGAACUAGGAAAGGAAAAAAAAAAACCAUUAAUCUGUGCAACGCCAACCCCCAAGUGGAAAAGGCUUGACAAAUGUGCACAGUCUCUCAACGAACAUAAAAAACGUGAAAAUGGUCAGUAGAAAAUGAUUAUUAUAUAAUUACUUGUCGUCUUAGUUAUACUGUUAUAGGAAAUAGCCUAAAAUUCUGUUUAUUUUAAUUAUUAACCAAGCCUGACGCAGCGGACACUACUGGUACCUUGUAUACAGCUUGUCUUGGUGCUCAGUUAAGCCAGAGAAAACAAACAGUACAUGUCCAAAACCACAAUUGAAUUUUUCCCUCUCCUGGAGCAUGGGAGAAAUUGUGUCGUACCAGUACAGUAUGUUUUUAGCCUUGGUACACUUCCGUUACAAUAUUUGCCUACGCUUCAUUACGUGUCUACAGCCUGGCCAGCGGUGUUCACAGACACUGCUUCCCUGCCAACUGUUGUGGUUUUAUGACCUGCUCUGUCAUAAUGGGAAUAGUUGACAGAGAAGGAAUGGAUCCAGACAGAGUAAAUGUUUUUGAUUAAGUCUUAUUAGGCUCUGUCCUUUUAAAAAAAUGACCCAACGGUAAUGAGUUCUUGAGGAUUGUUUAGUUUGGUUUGUAGAAACCUUUUGUUAGCUGCCUACAUGGUCACUGGAAGGUCACAGGAAUAUAACCAGGCCACCGCACACUAAAUUUAUAACCCUCAUUCCUGUCUGAACAACUGAAAUGACUACUACAUGGAAAAAUUAAAAACAACCCCGAAAACAAUUAUGGUUCACCUGAAAGUAAAGCACACUCACGGUUAUCUGUAGACAUUUUCCUAUUGUGUGCAUUGUAUUUCAGAGGUGACAUGCAGCGACAGUUGCGACCUUCCAUUUCCUCUGAGAUCAGAGAGAGCUCUUCUUGUCGCAUUCUAAAAAUAAAAACGUUGCCAAGGCCUUCACUGUGGAGCCAGAACAACCUUGACUCAGGCAUCACUCAGUGCUGGUGUGGCCAAGAGAGGGUGGGGUAUGACAUAACAUAACAAACACAGUAUUCAGUAGGAAAUUGGAAUGGCAAAAUUGGUGAAACAUGAGAGUCAACACUACUGUCUGCCCCAUUCUUCAUCAGCACGGAGAAAACUGAGACUGAUGCAUGCACAUAUUUAUAAAUCACCUUAGAAAAUGUGAAAUCUAAAGAUCUGGGUAAAAUGAUCAACAUCUCCUUUAUUUAAACAGGUAAGGUCAUUGCCAGAAAACGCAGAUUCGCAAUAACUCUGAUAAACACAUACGAAAACAACAACUUUAAGGUUACAACACUUUUAAGGCAAUACAGAUGAGAUCAGUUCAAGUAAAACUCUAGUAAAGUAUUUUCAUCACUCUAUCUGUUAAAAACUGCUAUCUCAUAAUCUAUGGGCACCGUCACUAUUUUGGCAGGAAGAGCUCAAUAACCAGCUGAUCAACAUUUUGUAUAGAGGUUUUAGAAUUUUUUUAGAAAGUCUAAACUGCAAUUGUUAGAGCAUUUAAAAUGGAGCCAUCAAUAUGGAGACAUACAUACAUACAUAUAUUGAUACCAGAACGUGUCACAGGAAUUUAUAUUUAGAAAUAAAUCUUUGGCAAACCAUAAAUAUUGUUUUAUUCUUCUUGGACAGUGUCACAUAUGAUUUUGCUAUUUAGGUUGUAGACAAAAAAAGUAAAGUAUGCUGGUACUACUGGUGUCAUUAUGGCAACCAUGUGUAGCUGUAAACUGUGAACUAAUAAUUAACAUACUAAUAAUAGUAUAUACUGUAUAGUAUGUAAUGAUGCUCCAUGCCUUCAUUUGGUUUGUAACAUCAACUUAUACUGAUGUAGUGCACAUUUUAUGCAUUAACUGUACAUCUCUGUCAUUGGUAGUCCACCUACAAAUCAUUGUUACUUUUUCUCAAAAUUCCCACAAAAUGAUCAUUAUAUUUAGUGUUUAUUUUAGAGCUGCAAUGUUAACCACAUAAAUGUUAAGAAAAAUAGCUCUAAAUUCUCUAAUUCCAGCUUCUUAAAAGUGAAUGUUUUCUGAUAUCUUUACUCCUCUGUGACAGAAAAUUUAAAAUCUUUGGGUUGUGGACAAAGCCUGACAUUUGUGGCUGUCAUCUUUGGCUUUGGAAAACAUUGGUCAACAUUAUUAAAAAAAAGAGAAAACAUUUUACAGACCAAAAUAAUUAGUCGAUCAUUUGAGAAAAUGAAUCAACAGUGACAGUGAUUGUCAAUUGCAGCUGUGGUUUAUUUUAUCAGGACAGAUAAAACACACACACACAAGCUGAAAUAGUCGUCCCAAAGAAUUAUCACAGUGUUUAUAGCACAUGCUAAUUUGCAGCAGUCAUCCAGGGAGGGGCUUUUAUGAAAAUAAGAGAUGAAAACAAUCUGAUAAAAUGACAUUAAAUGGAGCACAGGAAGAUACAAUGAAGUAUACACUGAAAAACAUUUAAUUUACAAAGAUUGACAGUGAACUUUGCAUAAAUUAGACAAGGAUAGAUGGACCGUUCAUAAUUUUGUAAUGAUGGCAGUUGGCUUCACUGUUAUAAUUUUUGUUGAUUCUUGUCUGCCAAUCUCAAGUCAGUGAUCAGUAUUCAUGGCAAUUUUGUUUAAUUCUUUGUUCUGGAUGCUGUUUUUGAAUUUUCUGUAAGACAUUAACAGUGCUGCACUGCGUCAAACAUCUCUUAUUAGCAUAUGGUCUUCAUUAAAGUAAAACAACCCUUA
Molecule: messenger RNA, 5153 nt
Organism: Acanthopagrus latus (yellowfin seabream)
Lineage: Eukaryota; Metazoa; Chordata; Actinopteri; Spariformes; Sparidae
Gene: bbs12
Product: Bardet-Biedl syndrome 12
Exons: 2
Coding region: 149-2104 (651 amino acids)
Biological process (GO): photoreceptor cell maintenance; chaperone-mediated protein complex assembly
Molecular function (GO): ATP binding
Source: RefSeq, a predicted model, not a curated record